AUGGUAGGCAUCUACACAUUGUCGAUAUCCGCCACCGUGGCGAUUCUGUGCACUAGAUUCGUAGCAGCAAUCAGUCACGAUGGAUACGGUUACAAUAAUGCUUCUCAUAAUCGUAACUCGACCAAUGGUCGUCCUGGAGCUCAGGUCCUUCCGCCUGCUCCAACACCAAGGACUGAUGUUACUGGUAACACUGCCGUUAAGGAUUAUGUGAUUGUAUUACAAAAUGUGGGUCAAUUUGACCGCGACACGAAGGAGGAGCUUGGUGUAUUUGUUAAGGAGCUUGUCAAAUCGCUCGCUGCCACAAGUGGAAGAAACCGUCUUUCGUUGAUGGAUUUUUCUAGCACGACUACUAAGUGGUUGAGCAGAAAAAUGAUCAAUAAGGAUGCUUUCAGACGUGUGGCAAUGCAAAUAGAUAAAAUGUUCAAGAAACGCAGUAGAGGUACUGAGGCGGACCUGGGGAGCGCCUUGAAAUUCAUGCGUGAAUCCGUCUACCCUAACGGUAGCAAAUACCUCGUAAAUGACAAAACCACCGAGCUGCCUUUCGAAAAUGCGGCUGGAAAGGACACUGUAGUCUUCAUAAUCACGAAUGCUAGUGUAGGCGGGCGUGAGUUGGCACUGGAAGAGGCAUUUGAUGCAAAUAGGAAUGGCGUGACGUUUUUUGUCGUUGAUAUAGGUAGCAAAGCUGAAAAAUUUUGGGCUCGUUUCCUCGGAUGCCGAUAUCACUACUUUUGCCCGAAUUACCUUUCUAUAAAAAAACUGAAUCCAGCCAACAAUGUCGAUCAUUUGAUGAAGCUUCUGGGUUCAAAUUAUAAAAGGGACGCAUUUUGUCUGGAGGAAUGGUCCGACUACUCAGAAUGCAGUAAACCAUGUGGUGCGGGAAUAAAGACAUCUGUCUUAAAGGGAUUCAAGACUUUGCUAACCCAAAGCACAAGUCCUGGAGCUGUAGGUCGCACCUGCGAAGAACAGCUGCGUAAUGUCAAACCGAAGCAGCUGUUGUGCAAUAUGCAAUCCUGCAGCUCUCUGCCUAAUCUUGUAACGGUAAAUAGAAGAUCGACGCGGCGUGUACAAGGUGGCGAAAAUCCAGCUGUUUCUCAUAGUAGGAAUACGUCUCUCGUUGAAGAAAAUUCUGAAUAUAUUGAUCAAGAAGGUUAUGCAGAUGAAGGACGCGAAGAAACAGAGGACGAAGAAGGGGGUGAAGAAAACAACGAUGAGGUGCAGGUUGAUGAUGAUGAUGACGAUGAUGGACCGCGCGUCAGUCGUGAUCUUGAUCAUGUUAAGGUGGAGUCGGAUUGGUAUAAGCCCGGAGCUCAACCUGACCGUGUUGGGGAUUUACCGAGCGACUCAUAUGAGGAUAUCAAAAGGGAGAGGAAAACCCCUGAGGAUUUAGUUGUUCCGCGUGUCUCUAUACCCCGGCUCUACGACGGUGAUAAGGGAUUGGACAGGAUGCUCCAAUAUGCUGCAGAUGCGAAUCAUUACAUCAGCAAAUGCUCUACCGAGGGGAAAGACUAUGUGAUUGCAGUGGAGGAAACGACUGGACUGGACGAUCACACAUGGCAGGACCUUCACGCCUUCGUCAAGCUGCUUGCGCACGCGCUCUCGGUAACAAGUGAGACAAAUACUCUGUCUUUGGUCAACAUUGCUGCGACAACGGACGCAUUAUUGAAUAAAACACCUCUAAAAUGGCGCACCAUUAGGCGUGUGGCAUUGGAAAUUGAUGCGAUGUUUGAGAAUCGCAAAAAGGAUACUGAGGCUAACCUUGGGAACGCCUUGAAAUUCAUGCGUGAAUCCGUCUACCCGAACGGUAGCAAAUACCUCGUAAAUAACUACAGUGAGAUUACUUAUGAAAAUGCCGUUGGCAAGGAUACGGUGGUCUUUCUAAUCACUCAUGGGAAUUUAGGCGGGCGUGAGUCGGCAUUGAAAGAGGCAUUUGAUGCACGUAGGAACGGAGUUACGUUUUUUGUCGUUGAUCUCAAACACAAAUGGCAAAAUUACUGGGCGGAAAUUCUAGGCUGCAAUCGCCAUUACACCUGCCCGAAUUAUAUGCCCAAUUACGGCUGGAACGUGAUGAACAAUAUUAAACCUAUCAUGAAAAGGUUAUGUACUCAACACGCGAGAGAUGCGGUUUGUUAUGAGGAAUGGUCCGACUUUUCCGAAUGCAGUAGACCGUGUGGCGCCGGAAUACGGACCGCGACAUUGAAGAGUCACAGAACCUUGAUCUCCGCAGGCUCAAGCCAUGGAGCUGUGGGUCGCACCUGUGAAGAACAGCUGAGAGGGAUCAAAACCAAACAAGUUUUUUGUAAUAUGCAUUCUUGUACUCAAAGGACCCACAAACCCGAAAAUGAUGGUUCAGGUGGUUCUCCGGCUCAAAGUACUACCAAGGGUGAGACGCCAGAUACCACCUCUGACGUAUCAAGUGUAAAGGCAGCUGGUGGUGAAGCCGAAGUGGAAGUUUCUGAGCCCAAGGAUGAAAUAGACAACGAAUCAUCAGGUGAUGGUAACAGGCCUGCUGGAGGUGUAAGACACAUAUACAACCCUCGGGGUGACUCCCCAGAGAUUUAUGACACUGACGACGGCGAGAGCGUAGAUGUACCCGCUGAAGGUGAUUUGGGGACAAAUGAACAGCUGUCAGACGAUGUUAGCGGUGAAAAAGAGCCUGAACCUCUUUCUCCGCAACCUCCGCAGGACAUUGCCGGGGACGUCGAAAACGCUCCACAACCUGGAAGUGUCAGCCCCUUGGGGCCAGAAUUGACUCAGCCUGAAGUAGUCACACCUCUAGUUGAUAAUGAGGAUAUUCAACUACCAGGUUCCAACGUAGUGACCCCUGAAGUUGUUCCAAAGCCAGCACCAGUGGGACCUAAAAGGUGGGAAGAUAGAGGGCAUUCCACUCGGGAAGAUGGCGAAUCUCCACAUUCUAGAAGAAAGGAAGGCCGAGAUGAGAACACGGAAACACCCGUAAAGAAUACAACCAAAAUCUUGGUGGGUUCAGCUUUAUGCGUUAUACUUAUUGCAUUGGUUGGUGUCUACAAAGUGUCGCGUAAAAGGUCGACUCCUGCCAACAUCGAAGAUAGCGAUGAAGGCAACUUUUUGGAUGGUAGAAGUGGUGGUAAGGACGAAGUGGGUGAUACUUACAGAGUUGCUGACGCCAGCGACAAUGUCUGGGCGUGA
Molecule: messenger RNA, 3165 nt
Organism: Babesia sp. Xinjiang
Lineage: Eukaryota; Apicomplexa; Aconoidasida; Piroplasmida; Babesiidae
Exons: 1
Coding region: 1-3165 (1054 amino acids)
Source: RefSeq, a predicted model, not a curated record